AUGGAGCUUAAUGAUAAAAUUAUUGAAUAUUAAUAAGAAGUUCAAAAUAUCUCUAUUCAUAAUGAUAAAUCAAUUAUCAUUACUAAUAAUAAUACAAUAUAAUUCUACAAGAUGAAGAAAAUAUAAUGGGAAUGCAAAUUUACAGAUCUCAUUCCUAUUGAUUAUAUUGACACUUGUGCUUUAUCUAAAUCUAUUAUUUUGCAUAUUCAUAGUAGUAUCAUAUUCUUAUCAGAAGAUAAAUAGAUUUAAGAAAUCAUCUAAUUAGAAUAAGAAGUUCAUUCCAUUUAUACUUUAAAUGAUUAUAAUGUUAUUGGAUUAUUUUCAAUUGUAAAUGAUUAGUUUUCAAUAUUCAAUACAAAACUAGUAUAAAAUUAUGAAUUCUUUUCAUAAUAAUGUAUUUAAUUUGAUAUUAGUAUCAGUUUUUAACCUUAUCGUUUAAGUUGCUUUUAAGAUUAAAGAGGACUUCAUUUGCUUUUAAUUAGAAAUUUAGAACAUGUUAAACAUUAUUAUAAAUAAAUAUAAUGUAUGGAUAUUGUGAGCAUUAAUAAAUGUAGAAAUAGAUUGCUCAUUUUAACAAAAUAGUAAAUAUUGUCAAUAUUUAUAUCAGAAAUUGAAAAUACUACAUCAGAAGAACAAUAUCUUAAUGCAUUAUAAUUAAGAUUGAUGAAUUAUUGUAGUUCAAUAUUUGAGGGUUAAUAUUAUUUUAGUAAUGAUUCAUAUUUAUUCAGUUUUAAGAAUGAUGAAGUUAAAUAUUAUAAAUUAAUUGAGAAUCAAAAGAAUUAAAUAAGUAAGAUUAAAUUCUAAGAGAAAAUAAUAUAUUAUGAAUAUGUGAAUAAUUAAUUAGUUAUUUAUUCUUAAUAAUAACAAAAAUGUUAUUUAACAAUAUACAAUUAACAAUUUGAAAUAAUAAAUAAAUAUGAAUUUAAUAAAUUAUAUGAGGGAAUUAAAUAUUGUCCUUAUUAUACAGGGAUAGCAAUUUAUGAAUAAAAAGUAUAAUAUUAAGAUAAGGAACCAAAUAAUAAUUAUAUUUUGUAAACUGAAAUGUUACAGAAGACAUUUCUUUAAUUGAUCGAUUUUCGAACUUAGAUAUACUAAAAUAAUAAUUAAAAUAAUAAUGAAUAGCCAAUUAUAUAAAGUUAUUUAUUAUAUGGUAAAAGUAAAAAUAAGAUUAGUUGUGGAUUUAUGUUAGAUUAUUCAAUAGUGAAUAUAUAAAAUAUUUGGAAUAAUCGUUUUAUAAUAACAAGUACUUAUAAAUUAAAAAUAAUUGAAAUAUAUAAUAGUACAUAUGAGAUGUAACAUAUAUUUGAAUUUAGUAUUUUAAAUUAAUAAUUAAUAACAUUUAGAAAUAGUUUACCUUUGGAAGAUUUAGAAAGAAUCAAUUUUCUUAAAUAAACUGAUUAAAGAAUUCUAUUCACUCAUUUUGGAUAAUAAAUAAAAGGUGAAUCUAAAAUGAAUGGUAUAAUUCAUAGUUUUUAUGGAAUUAAAUGGAUAAGUAUAAAUAAGGACAAUGUUAAUAUAAUAUAGUUGUAGUAGAAAUAAGAAAUAAAUAAAAUAUAACGUGUAUUAUAAGAGGGUAGUAAUUAUUUUUAUAUAUUAUCUAAUGAUGAAGAAAUAUAUAAAAUAACACCUGAUGAAGUUAAAUUAAUAUAUGUUUCUGGAUCAAAAUUAUUAUCAUAUGUAAGUAAUAAUAAUAAUGAAUCUAUUAUAUUAAAAUUUAAUAAUGAAUUAUUAGUAACAGAGUUAGAAAAUGCAUAAAAGAUUAAAUAUAAUUUGAUUUUAUGA
Paramecium primaurelia is the source of this 1782-nucleotide messenger RNA. The record is from the annotation of a GenBank genome assembly. Lineage: Eukaryota; Ciliophora; Oligohymenophorea; Peniculida; Parameciidae.